UAUCGCAGUAGCUUCAGCUCCGACCGCUUCGGGGAUGUUGAUCGGCUGUGAAUAUAUAGUGAACGAAACUUGACUUCGGGCAGAAGAACCCGCUCGCAUCGAACAUUUCUGCUUCGGAAUAUUUCUAAACUUUAGACUAAAGUCAACAUAACAAACAUGACAAUCGUACCUUCAAUGUCACAACACCAGCCUAUUCUAGAAACAAAAAAUAGCUCAGAAACUAAUUUUGACUGACUAAAGUUUAGAAAUAUUCCGAAGCAACUGCAAUGCGAGCGGUUUCUUCUGCCCGAAGUUAAGUUUCGUUUUUGAGAAACAGAGACGGGUCGGCUAUAUAUUCACAGCCGAUCUCUUUACAGCCGAUCAACAUCCCCGAAGCGGUCGGAGCUGAAGCUACUGCGAUAUGGGCGGGUGUAACCGGAUUUCAACCGUUCUGAUGCUGUGGCUUCUUAUUUGUGUCGGCUCCUCUCCCGUCUCGGCGGUCGUCCACACGUCUUCAAGGGUCGGCCUGGCCGCCGUCCUGCCCUGCUCUGUGGAGUCACUCCUGGAGCCGGAGCACACCUUUCACAUACAGUGGGAGACCGUAAGCAAUGCGGUUUUUGAGCGCAUGGGACAGGAGCGGUUUCAGGGGGAGGCCUACAGAGACCGGGCGGAUGUCCCGGAGGAGCAGCUCGUGAGGGGAGACUGCUCUCUGUUCCUGCGGGAUGUCAGAUUCAGCGACGCGGGCGUCUACGAGAGUUACUUGGUGGUCGGCCAGUCGAGUAUCAAGAACCGAGUUUUCAUUCAGCGCGUCCAACUUGCUGUUACCGAUCACAAGGACAUCAAAUCAGUGCGGACGGGGGAAGAACUGAUCCUGGAUCUGCACACACAUCAAGCUGAGCAAGUGAUUUUUCAAAAAAGCAAUGACACCGACUGGACCGUCCUGUGGCAAAAACAUGCAGUCAAACACAAAAAAGGUCAUCUGAUAAAGAGAGGAAACGAGUUGAUUCUCAGUAAUGUUACGGCCCGCAGCGUCGGAACAUACAAAGUCCUUGACUCAGAGGGGUUGGCUCUCAGCACAAUAAAGGUCACCGUUAUAGAACCCGUGUUACCCAGAGAAACAGAAACUCAGCAAAUACAGUCUGCAUUAGGUAAGAACUGCUCCAGGAGAGUCUCAGAUGUGCUCAGUGCCGUGUCCAUGCUGCUGCUCAUGAGUCUGACCACCCUGCUCUCCAUCACCGUCUGGACCCCGCCGCUCACCGCCGUCCUGGUCUUCUCCACGCUGUCCUGCACGGCUCCCCGCGUCCUGUCCGUCACUUCACUGAUGGUGGAGGACACGGACUCCUUGGCACCGUUCAUGGUGCCGCUGACGGCUUCCUUGGCUCCUGUCACUGCCUCUUUAGCACUGGCGACGAUCUGAAAGAGAAAAACACCAUUACAGCAGUGCCUCAAAUGAUUAAAUCGCAUCCGAAAUAAAGGUUUCGUUUACAUA
Puntigrus tetrazona (Sumatra barb) is the source of this 1468-nucleotide messenger RNA. It is a transcript of the gene igldcp, whose product is annotated as galectin 17. Gene Ontology annotation, cellular component: external side of plasma membrane. Gene Ontology annotation, biological process: negative regulation of T cell proliferation; T cell costimulation; cell surface receptor signaling pathway. The record is from RefSeq and is a predicted model, not a curated record. The transcript is spliced from 6 exons. The coding region runs from base 401 to 1396 and encodes 331 amino acids. Lineage: Eukaryota; Metazoa; Chordata; Actinopteri; Cypriniformes; Cyprinidae.